UAUUUAUUUUACAUAAAUGCACAUAUAUACUACAUUAUCAGGCUCGAAUCCACCAUCAAACCCACAUAUUUAUUUUACGUCGAAGCUUUACGCCGAGUUCGUCAAAGAUCCACCACAACCAACGAGCCUGAUAAAGUUGUCUCCGUUGCCGCCAGAGAGAUACGCGAGACGGCGGAUCGAGUUCUUGCUGCUUCGGCUAAAGGUACAACUCGUUGGAGCAGAGCGAUUUUAGCGAGCCGUGUCAGAGCGAAGCUCAAGAAACAUAAAAAGGCGGCUAAGAAGUCAACCGGAAACUGUAAAUCGAGAAAAGCCGCGACGGAGACUAAUCGGAUUAAGUUACCGGCGGUUGAUAGAAAACUCAAGUUUCUUGGCCGGUUAGUUCCCGGUUGCCGGAAAGUCUCUGUACCGAACCUUUUAGAUGAAGCCACCGAUUACAUCGCCGCGUUAGAGAUGCAGGUACGAGCUAUGGAAGCUCUCGCUGAACUCCUAACCGCCGCCGCACCACGGACGACGUUGACCGGACCUUAACCGCGUCAGUUGUGAAUUAGCUUUUUUUUAUUACCUUUUUACCCUUUUUUUUGCUUAAGUGUUUUUUUUUUCUUUUUGGGUUUGGGUCUACGCGAUUUUAAUUUAUUAAAUUCUUGUAU
Molecule: messenger RNA, 647 nt
Organism: Camelina sativa (false flax)
Lineage: Eukaryota; Viridiplantae; Streptophyta; Magnoliopsida; Brassicales; Brassicaceae
Product: transcription factor bHLH149-like
Biological process (GO): regulation of DNA-templated transcription
Molecular function (GO): protein dimerization activity
Source: RefSeq, a predicted model, not a curated record